AGAAUAGAACGUACUCGCACAAUUGAUAGGAAAUAGAACAGUUAUAAAUUUGUUAUCACAAGUGUUUUUCUGAACAAAGAAAAAAGAUUUUACGUAAUACACAAAAUUUUCGAUAUUAUUAUAAAGAAGGGUCACAAAACUACUUGUGACAGCUCUGAAUUUAUUUACAUUUUAUUUUCCGACUGUUCAUCAUUCAUUAUAAAGUAGUUAAUAAUCAAACACGUUUAAAAUUUAAUUCGUUUAGAAAUAAAGCAAAUUUUAUACAUUAUUUUUUUUUAAAAUCUUAAAAAAUUAUAGUUUUUUCUUAAAAAAAUUGACAGAUGAUUUCAUUAUGACUCAAUUGUGUAUUAGUUAUUCUUUAGCAAUUAAACUUAUCGGUUCAUUUGGAGUUACAGUUUCAAUAUUGAUGAUAAAUAUAUUAGUGACUGACUUUUUCUCGGCAGAAGAGCCAAAUGCAUUUUCAAUUACUGUCGAAUCUUGGACCCUUUUCGGAUUAAAUUGGACUUAUUUCGUAAAAAAUAUACAAAAAAGUUAUCAAGCGAAAUUACUUUUAUUUUGUGUUCUUUUCUAUGCUGGAUGCUCUUUUGUGGCAAAUACAAUGUUAUGUUUAGCUGCUAUUUCAAAAAGACCAAAUUUUCUAGUACCAUGGAUUUACAUACAAAUAAUUAGCAUAAUGGACCAAAGUUUUGCUAUUUUUAUGAAUUUAUUUAAUUCGGAUUUCAAAUUUUAUAAUAAAUCUAACUGGAGUAUGUCAUUAUCUAGUUCCUAUUUGUUGCUAAGCGCUUAUUUUUUGUUAAUCGUUCGUUCGGCUAGAAAAAAUUGGCUUGAUUAUCCGGAACGAACAAUUCACAUUUCAACGAUAACGAGAACACAGGAGGUUCAACAGGGUUUUAAUUUACCAAAAUCACCGUCAUAUUUAGCUGAUCAAAACUUUAUAAAUAAUUCACCAAAUUACACGAUAUCAGCUAAAUACGAGGAGAUAUGACUUUUAUAUGAAAAAAAAAGAAUUUUAAUUAAAUGAUAUUUUAUAUAAUUUUGUGAAUAUUUAACAAAAUAACUAAUUAAUACAUUUGUAAAACAAAUAUAUUUUUUUUACUUAUUAUAUAAUAUAAUAUAAAUUAAUUUAUUGUAAAUGAGGAGAAAAAAUUUAUACAUUUUUUAAAAAUAAUGUUUGCAAGAAUUU
This is a messenger RNA of Leptopilina boulardi, 1183 nucleotides long. RefSeq lists its product as uncharacterized. The coding region runs from base 332 to 985 and encodes 217 amino acids. Lineage: Eukaryota; Metazoa; Arthropoda; Insecta; Hymenoptera; Figitidae. The record is from RefSeq and is a predicted model, not a curated record. The transcript is spliced from 5 exons.